GUGAUACCUGAUCGAGACAAGCGGCAGAGAGGCUCGUACACCGAGAGAGAACGGUGGACUCCAUUGCUGUCCUGAGUACGUUUCUCGUCGGCCGUGUCGUAUUGCGUGUCUGUCCGCGCUUUCGUACACACGAGUUUUCUUUCCCUCCACGUUCGUCCGGGUAAUUGUGAAACAAGUAUCCUUUUGUGUCCAGUGUUGAAGCGAUAUUUUGAAUUCUUCGUGCUUAACUGAGACGUAAAAACAAGCCAAAAUGGCUGAUCAACUCACAGAAGAACAAAUCGCAGAAUUCAAAGAAGCAUUUUCGCUAUUUGACAAAGAUGGAGAUGGUACCAUUACAACCAAAGAGUUGGGUACAGUUAUGCGAUCGCUAGGUCAAAAUCCUACAGAAGCUGAACUUCAGGAUAUGAUCAAUGAAGUGGACGCAGAUGGUAAUGGCACAAUCGAUUUCCCGGAGUUCUUAACCAUGAUGGCUCGCAAAAUGAAGGACACUGACAGCGAGGAGGAAAUUAGAGAGGCCUUCAGAGUAUUUGAUAAGGAUGGAAAUGGUUUCAUAUCUGCGGCGGAACUCAGACAUGUUAUGACAAAUCUUGGAGAGAAACUAACUGACGAGGAAGUAGAUGAAAUGAUUCGAGAGGCUGACAUUGAUGGUGAUGGCCAAGUUAAUUAUGAAGAAUUCGUCACAAUGAUGACAUCAAAGUGAAUGCAACCUGUGUAAUGGAAAAACUUGCAACUCGGAGUGGUGUUGACGUAUUAAAAUAAAUCAAGAAACAAAGAAAAAUAAUGUUAACAAAACGCGAAUCGACCAGAAAGUGAAAAAAUCUUGUAUCUGGACGCAAUGACAUCUAUAAAAAUGCGAAAAGUCUACGUCCAACACACGUUAAUCAUCAUUAACGAUAAGUAACACGGGCAAUUGUUUAAUUAAAAAAAAGUUAUACCACUAAAAAUCAUUAUCUUUAAAUACACGAAAUACUUAGUCACGCAACACACAUACACAUAGACAACAAGGAAAAACACACACACAUACACAGAAAGACAUACAACACGGACAUGAAAGUACAUAUUACACGCACAUACACGGAAACAACAAAAAGAUAUAUACAGCACACGUAAAACAUACACGUAUAUACAGAAGAAAAUUUAUUUCCGUAUAAAAGAGUAUAAUUAAAAGAUCGUUAGAUAUAUAUAUGUAUAAAAA
This is a messenger RNA of Nomia melanderi (Alkali bee), 1195 nucleotides long. RefSeq names its product calmodulin. Gene Ontology annotation, molecular function: calcium ion binding. The record is from RefSeq and is a predicted model, not a curated record. Lineage: Eukaryota; Metazoa; Arthropoda; Insecta; Hymenoptera; Halictidae. Gene Ontology annotation, cellular component: myosin II complex.